AUGAAACUAACCUGCCAUUCCUAUUUCUUUGUUUCCAGCAAAGAUCUCCAGAUCUGGUCGGUGGCAAUGGAGAACUGCACUAUAUUUACUGAAUUCAUAUUCUUAGGGCUUUCUAGAAGAAAGGAUGUGCAACUUUGGCUCUUUGUAUUAUUUCUUUUUGUUUACGGCACAACAGUGAUUGCCAACAUUGGGAUGAUCCUGCUGAUCAAGAUAGACUCCAGAUUACACACUCCCAUGUACUAUCUCCUGAGCAACCUGUCUUUUUGUGAUUUCUGCUUUUCCUCUUUUAUCUCUCCCAAAAUGCUGGCUGAUUUCUUAUCUGAGAAAAAGAGGAUUCCAUAUACUGCAUGUCCCAUUCAAAUGUAUUUUUUCGCUGCCUUUGGUGACAUAGAAUGUCUGAUGUUGGCUGUGAUGGCAUAUGACCGUUAUGUAGCUAUUUGUAAUCCACUUCUUUAUACAGUAGCCAUGUCCAGGAAACUUUGUACUGUGCUAGUUUUUCUCACCUACCUCAUGGGCCUGCUUGAUUCAGCAAUUCACACUGGCUUAGCUUUUCGGUUGUCAUUCUGUAAAUCCAAUAUGAUCAAUCACUUCUUCUGUGAUAUUCCUCCUUUGUUAGCACUUGCCACCUCAGAUACAUUUAUUAAUGAGAUAAUGUUAUUCAUAUUUGGUACCAUUAUUUUUGGUUUCAGUGUUUUCACAGUCCUCCUCUCUUACAGCUACAUCAUAGCUACCAUCUUUAGAAUGAAAUCAGCUGAGGGGAGACGCAAAGCCUUCUCUACCUGUGCCUCACACCUCUGCACAGUAUCUCUCUUUCAUGGCACAAUUCUCUACAUGUAUUUGCGGCCCAGCUCCAGUUACUCCAUGGACACUGACAAAAUUACUUCUGUUAUCUACACAGUUAUCAUCCCUAUGUUAAACCCGUUGAUCUAUAGCUUAAGGAAUAAGGAUGUGAAAGGUGCCCUGAAAAAAGCAAUCAUUACUAAAUUAUGUCAUCAGUAA
Molecule: messenger RNA, 999 nt
Organism: Suncus etruscus (white-toothed pygmy shrew)
Lineage: Eukaryota; Metazoa; Chordata; Mammalia; Eulipotyphla; Soricidae
Product: olfactory receptor 1019-like
Exons: 1
Coding region: 1-999 (332 amino acids)
Biological process (GO): sensory perception of smell; G protein-coupled receptor signaling pathway
Cellular component (GO): membrane
Molecular function (GO): G protein-coupled receptor activity; odorant binding; olfactory receptor activity
Source: RefSeq, a predicted model, not a curated record